UUAUAUUCAUCUUUCCGUGUAACGUGAACACGGCAUUGCUGUCGAUUCAUGUUUCCCAUGAUGCAGUUCGAAAAGGACCCAGCGGGGACAUUCAAAAGCAUGGCAGACGACUCGAAUAUAUUGAAAUCAACACCAAACCCAGUUGGCUCGGAAAAUACGUCAAUUGUUAACAGCGGAAACAAUAGGAUAACGAGGCGCCUGACGCUUUCGUCCGAAAAAGAUGUGGAACCGAAUUUGACAUCUAAAAACGUAACGUCACAAAGUGUUCCCGACGACUCCGAUUCAUGCCGACCGUCUGCGGAAGUGGCCGAACAACUCUCGCCACAGGUCGUAAACACACAUGUAACGACGGCAAACGUGAUGGACUUGAAAGAUGCCUCCCCCGAACAUCGACUAAAUCCAAAACAGCAAACUGUGUACAACGCUGAAGACAAGGAAAACACCGCUUUGCCCUCCACAACCGGCCCUCCAGAUAAUGCCCAAGAAGACGAUGACACUUCUUGUCAGAUAAGUUUGCAAGAUUCCAGUAAACAACAUUGUAACACAGACAUUGAUUCUGAGGUGAUGAGAAAAGCGCAGGACGAAGGCCGUGUGAACGUGGUUUUCCCUGGCACUGUAACCCAGGACGGCUGCUGUCGCUUCGUCAGCGAGAUCCUCAAGUGCAUUCUCUAUCAGAGACAGCAACUACCCAUGACGUAUGACCAGCUGGUGUACUCCCAGAAUAAACAGCAAGCCUCAAUGCAGGGUAAAGACGUAGUAAGUCGGAGGCCGGUGCAAGCUGCAGACAUGGACUGGCGCAAGUGUCAACAGACCCUUCAGGAGCUAGAGGAGGUGCUGCAGCAGCUGGAGGUGCUUUUCUCCCUUAGCAGGGUGCCCCGCGUGCUGCUGCUAAUGGGUGGCUCCCUCAUCCUCCCCAAAGAGCUGUAUGAAAUCAACAUGGAGGCUCUGAUAUCGGCUGGUGGAGGUCAAUGUCUACGUGUGUCUUCAUGCUUGAGGCAGAUCUUCCGCACUCUGUUUGUGGCUGACCUUUUGUCCGACAGCAGGCCCGUUCGUUUAAUGCCCACCACAGUCCUGGCACUGUCUCACAGGGAUUGCGGUGUAGGUUGGUUCCGCCCUAAACUACAAUUUAAAAUGCCAACCCGUGUAAAACACCACAUAAUAGCUCUGUCUACUGAUCCCAGCAUCUGUAAGGAACCAGGGGCACAGGGGUCAGACUGGCUGGAGUAUGUGUGGUUUCAGGCACCCAUGACUAUCAAGGGCUUUGGCAAGUGACUGACAAGGUUUGGGAGUACAUAGUCUUAGAUUGGAGUGCUCUUUCUUGAGCCUGUAUACUAUAAUUACAUUUUAAUGGUGGUCCAAGUGAAUUUUGAAUUGAGCUGUCCAUAUUUUAAUGAAUUACAUUUUUUUCUACUUGUGAUUGAAAGCAUGUCACUUACAACAUUAGGACAGGCAGUAUGGUGUAUUAUCCUUUUUUAUAGUCUUCUGAUAAGCUGAGAGAAUUGUUCACAAGAGGCUUUGUUGGCAUUUAUAUUUGUGAAGAAUGUUUUGCAUAAAAUUCUCAAAUUUUAAAGAUGUUGAACACAGAGCAACACACAUAAUAUGGGUGUAAUAUAUUUUGACAGAUUGAAUACAUUAUAUUGCUUUCUUUAAUCCAAUCUUUGGAUACAUUAGAGUGCAAGUCCCAUCUGUGUAUACGUUUACAUUUAUUAAAACAUGAAAAAGAUUUUGACAGUGGUGCAAUUUCUGAGGCAAUCAAGCGAUGAGAUGCAUUAUAGUGUGACAACGACCUGCGUAAGAGGGCUGUGCAUUCGUAUCCCAUUUGGAAGGACCAGUCAAACUCAAACUUGACAGCAAUGAUAAAGAACGGAUAACCAUAAUUACAUUGGUCUGAGAGUACAUCAAUGGGUUCAGAACUUCUCUACUUUUUUGACAAACUGGACAAGGUCGUUGGCUAGCAGCUGGGGCUCCUCAAAGGCUGCAAAGUGACCACCUCGAGGCAUGAAAGUGUAGGAGUAGAUGUUUCGAUACCUAAUUUGUGCCAAUGACUUCGGGCAGUGGAGCAGCUCCCCAGGGAAGGCGGCAAGUCCAGUGGGCACAAAUAUCCCUGUCCUAAAACAAAAGAAGACACAUAAUCAGAACACGAUUGGAUAAUAGGGUUGUCAAAUUUAUAAAACUAACGUCAUGGUUUUGACAGUAAGAGCAUUUGGCAACAUACUUUGCAUCCACUCUAUUGUCAGGGUUGCUCUUAAUGUUCUCUUUGUAGAAGCGCAUGGAGGAGACAAUGGAGCCUGUGGUCCAGUAGAUCAUGACAAUUGUCAAGACUUCAUCCAGGCUGAAUUUCCUGUACAGACGCAGACAUGUAUAAUUAAUUACAGCCAGCAACAGCAUCACUUAAACCUUGUUGAGCCAACAUUUAAUUUAUAUGCUGAAAAUAACAACAAAAAGGCUAAACUGAAUUCCCACUUGUACCUCUCCAGCCCACCAUCCACCAGAUCUCUGUUCCUCAGAUCAGUCCAGGAGGAGAACUUCUCCAGAAGGUAGGCCGCCAAGCCUACGGGAGAGUCAUUCACCCCACAGCCUGUACCCACAAUUUAGGAUUAAUUUAGAGCUGAAAUACUAGUAACAGUUUGUGUGUCUCAUGUGGGUUGUCUUUGACCUGUUAACAGUGUCGAUAUGAUCAUCAGAAUCAGUUUCUUAGUUGUCCCUACCUACAGUGUCUGGUUUAGUGGCCUGGAUGUGAAGGUAGCCCGUUUCCCUCAGGAUGUCCCAGACAUUCUUCUCAAAGAAAGGGAACAAUCGACGAACAUCUUCCCGACUGAAGCCCACCAGGAAUGGCAGAUAAGGACCAAUCAUGAGGGACAACAUCACUUUGAUCCCCCUUGUCAACAUAAACAUGUUCAAGUGGAGACCUUUAACACACCUGGAAAAGAUUAUCAAAAAAUGUUAGCUUUAUCUAAGAUUAUAGGUCUUACGACAUUUUAAUCCUGUUCAGUGCCCAUUUCUAGAUAUAAAUGCAGGUUUAAUCGAUUUUUUUUGGUUUUGGCACA
Messenger RNA from Anarrhichthys ocellatus (wolf-eel), 3047 nucleotides. It is a transcript of the gene mad2l1bp, whose product is annotated as MAD2L1 binding protein. The record is from RefSeq and is a predicted model, not a curated record. Gene Ontology annotation, biological process: regulation of exit from mitosis. Gene Ontology annotation, cellular component: nucleus. The coding region runs from base 49 to 1272 and encodes 407 amino acids. The transcript has 3 exons. Lineage: Eukaryota; Metazoa; Chordata; Actinopteri; Perciformes; Anarhichadidae.